CUAAGAUGGAUAAAGCAGAAAUUGAUAAGAUCGACUGCAAGAUUAUUAAGGACAAGACUCUGUCCAGACACGAUGCUCUCUACAAACUCAUUUUGAUUGGGGACACAUGUGUUGGAAAGAGUUCCCUUUUAAUGAGGUUAACUGAGAACGAAUUUAAAGAGGAAUACGAGGUCACAGUAGGAGUAGAAUUCGGAGCCUUCCUGCUGCAAAUCGAUGACAAGAUCAUCAAGCUCCAAAUAUGGGACACUGCCGGCCAGGAGAGCUUCAAGUCGCUCAAUAAAAUUUUCUACAGAGGGUCUCACUGUGUCUUCCUUGUGUAUGACAUCACCAGAGAAGAAACCUUCAACAAUAUUGAAGACUGGCUGAAAGAAGUCAAAAUGAACACAGGAAAUGAAUGCAUGACUUAUCUUGUUGGAAAUCAGGUUGAUAAUGAAGAUGCCAGAGAAGUUACAGUUGAUAAAGCACAAACUUAUGCUGAAGAAGCUGGAAUCUCUGAAAUCUGUGAGACAUCCGCCAAAACAGGAGAGAAGGUCGAAGAGAUCUUCAUUAAUGCAGCUAAAAUGCUCUAUGCUCAAAACAAACAUGAGAUUGAAGAAAAGGCCCAAGAUCCCCAAAAGACGAGACUUACAAGAACAGACAAUAGUCGUCAGAAUAAUGUGGUUGCUCCUAGAAAGAAGGAUGGUUGUGCUUGCUAAGCCUUAUUUUGUUCUCGAGAGUUAUUUUUACCUCACUUGUUCUCAAUA
Moneuplotes crassus is the source of this 743-nucleotide messenger RNA. NCBI's taxonomy places the organism in Eukaryota, Ciliophora, Spirotrichea, Euplotida, Euplotidae. The record is from the annotation of a GenBank genome assembly.